AUGCGCAUUCCCUCUCUGUCACUCCCUUUGACCCUACUUGUGGGUACUGCUGCCGCCUACCCUCAUCCUGAACCAGAGCCGAUCCUGCGUCGCGACUCCGAUAUUCAAGUCAAAGCCGAUGCUGUUAAGGAAGCCUUUCAACAUGCCUGGGAUGGUUAUGUGAAAUAUGCUUUCCCGCACGACGAGCUGCACCCAGUAAGCAAUGGUUAUGGUGACUCCAGAAAUGGAUGGGGUGCUUCGGCCGUUGAUGCGCUUUCAACUGCUAUUGUAAUGGGAAACAAAGAUGCUGUGAACAAGAUUUUGGAUCAUAUCACUACCAUCGACUUUUCCAAGACCGACAGUGAGGUCAGUCUUUUCGAGACUACCAUCCGGUAUCUGGGUGGUAUGCUGUCUGGAUAUGACUUGCUCAAAGGCCCUGCAUCGAAUCUCGCUUCUUCAUCAGACCAGGUAAAUGCCUUGCUCUCCCAGUCAAAGAAAUUGGGCGAUGUUCUCAAGUACGCGUUUGAUACCCCGUCUGGGGUGCCAUACAACAAUCUCAACAUUGCUACCCUGGGCAAUGAUGGUUCAACUACCAAUGGUCUUGCAGUGACUGGAACUCUGGUUCUGGAGUGGACGCGAUUGUCUGAUCUGACCGGCGACGAUGAAUAUGCCAAGCUCAGUCAAAAGGCUCAGUCAUAUCUGAUUAAUCCCCAGCCAUCGAGUGGAGAGCCAUUCCCAGGUUUAGUGGGAAGUAGCAUCAACAUUUCCAACGGUCAUUUCACUGACGGCGCUGUCUCCUGGAACGGAGGUGACGACUCGUUCUACGAAUACUUGAUAAAGAUGUACGUGUAUGACCCUAAGCGGUUCGAGUCAUACAAAGACCGUUGGGUUUUGGCAGCCGAAUCAACCAUCAAGCACCUGACAUCACACCCUACGACCCGCCCAGAAUUGACCUGGUUGGCGUCAUACUACAACGGCCAAUACGAUCUCAGCUCGCAGCACCUAACCUGCUUUGAUGGCGGCAGUUUCAUCUUGGGUGGCACCGUCUUGGACCGACAGGACUUCAUCGACUUUGGUCUAGAGCUUGUGAAUGGCUGUGAGGCUACCUACAACCAGACCUUGACUGGAAUCGGACCAGAUUCAUGGGGCUGGGACCCGAAGAAGGUACCAAAUGACCAGAAAGAUUUCUACCAGAACGCCGGCUUCUACAUCAACAGCGGCUCAUAUGACCUGCGUCCCGAAGUCAUCGAGAGCUUCUACUACGCAUACCGUGUUACUGGAAAUGAGAUGUACCGUGACUGGGUCUGGAACGGCUUCAAGGCUAUCAAUGCCACCUGCCGCACUGAUUCAGGCUUUGCUGCCGUGAGCAACAUCAACACUUCAGGUGGUGGUUCCAAGUACGAUAACCAAGAGAGUUUCCUUUACGCCGAGGUCAUGAAGUAUGCGUACCUCGUGCACGCAGAAGAUUCUCCCUGGCAAGUUCAGAAGGGCAACAAAAACACUUUUGUGUUCAACACCGAGGCACACCCUAUGAGUGUCGCACAUACCUAG
This is a messenger RNA of Penicillium nucicola, 1530 nucleotides long. RefSeq names its product glycoside hydrolase family 47 protein. The record is from RefSeq and is a predicted model, not a curated record. Gene Ontology annotation, cellular component: Golgi membrane; endoplasmic reticulum. Lineage: Eukaryota; Fungi; Ascomycota; Eurotiomycetes; Eurotiales; Aspergillaceae. The coding region runs from base 1 to 1530 and encodes 509 amino acids. The transcript is spliced from 4 exons. Gene Ontology annotation, molecular function: calcium ion binding; mannosyl-oligosaccharide 1,2-alpha-mannosidase activity. Gene Ontology annotation, biological process: N-glycan processing; carbohydrate metabolic process.